This is a messenger RNA of Psylliodes chrysocephalus, 1293 nucleotides long. The record is from the annotation of a GenBank genome assembly. Lineage: Eukaryota; Metazoa; Arthropoda; Insecta; Coleoptera; Chrysomelidae.
UGUUUAGUUUGACAGUUGGCAUUACUGAUUGAAUAAAUCAAUGAAAUGAGGGGUUAUGUCAAUUCUUGGUUGGUUAUGUGUUAUGUUUGAUUUUGAUUUAAGAAAAUUAUAAUUACCUCAAUUAGAAAUGAUAGAUAGCAUAAAUUUUAGAUAAUUUUUAACUAAAAAAAAAGUAAUUCUUAAUUAUUAACAUUUCUGUUACUGCCAGAGUUGUUUUCUACAUAAUAAUUAAAUUAAUUUAAAUGGAUCAUGGAUCUUCAUCAGCCAAUCGUUUUUGGAAAUCGGACUGUAGAUCAGCUAAAUCCAGAAGAAAAAUAUAGGUAUGAACAUCAAAAACUUCACGAACAACAUAAGGGACAUGAAAAAAAUGCACGCAGAAAUGGUCUUGAUACUAAUAGUUACCCUAAUUGUAGUACAAUUAUGCCUUAUAGAAUGGAAAAAACGUCAUUAUAGGAGCUAUUGUCUAGUAACCCUACUUGGGAUGUGGCUGGUGCCUUUAGGACUUUGUUUGAAAAGCUUGUGGUGGAGGUUUAUAUUUGUAUGGUUGCUGUUUUCCUGUAUUACCUGUUUAAUUGUUAGAAAAGCUAUACAAAAACCUAUUGACAGGACUACACCGAGAUUGGUUUAUAAAUGGUUUCUCCUCCUUCACAAAUUAAGUUACGGCUUAGGUCUGAUUGGUUAUUUUAUAAUGAUGGCGACAUUUUUUGGUCUCAAUUUCGUAUUUGAUGCCAAGCCAAACAGUUGGAUGGAUUGCGGUUUGUUAUUUAUAUUUUAUGGACUGUAUUAUGGAGUGCUAGGACGAGAUAUUGCCGAAAUUUGCGCUGACAAGAUGGCGGCGCACAUUGGAUAUUAUUCCCCACAAGGUAUUAGUACUAGAAAUCUGGAACCUUUAGUUUGCGCCGUUUGCGGAAACAAGUUAUUGGUCGACGAAAACGAAGAAGGGGUCAUAGAAAAUACCUACAAAUUAAGUUGUGAACAUGUAUUUCACGAGUUCUGCAUUAGAGGUUGGUGUAUUGUAGGAAAAAAACAAACAUGUCCGUAUUGCAAAGAAAAGGUAGACUUGAAAAAAAUGUUUUCCAAUCCGUGGGAAAAACCGCAUAUGCUGUUUGGUCAACUCCUCGAUUGGAUUAGAUGGUUGGUGGCGUGGCAACCGAUGAUUUUAUUCCUUGUCCAAGGUAUUAACUGGGUUUUAGGUCUAGAAUGACGAGGCUAAUUUUAUUCAUUUUUUUAUGUAUAUUUGUUACAUUCUUAAAUUAUUGAAAAUAAUAAAAUAUCUGUUUUUUUUUUGUUCAA